AUGGAGAACGCCGCAAUAAUAAACAACAGGAGAGCGAGCGGAGUUAAGAAGACUCGGUUCACCACCGACGGCGAUGUGAAGGACUGGGUCGACAAUAAGAAAAUCUACCGACCAGAAGAUGGCUUUGACGAGCGGCAAGCUUUGGUGCAAAAUGAUGGACCGGCAGAUGACGUCGAAACCGCAUCGACCUCGACAUCAUCCAGCGAUUGUCAACCGCUAGCCCUGGAUGGAGGGUUUGGAUGGGUCAUCGUGCUGAUCUCAUUCUUCAUCCAUUUCAUCUGCGAUGGGCUGAGCUUCUCGUUUGGAAUGAUUUAUCCGGCGAUGCAAGAGACCUUCGACUCGGCUCGUCUUGGCGCCUCUGUAGUGGCUUCCUUCUACCUAGCAAUUCCACUACUUGGAGGACCCAUCGCGGGGACCUUAACUGAUAUUUAUGAUUGCCGCGCCACCACCAUUCUGGGCGGUCUCCUCGCCGGUGGCGGCACAAUAAUAGCGUGGGCCGGCCCGAACAACAUCUGGUUUUUUGGCCUUUUCUUUGGGAUUGUUACAGGAAUGGGUUUAUGUUUUUGCUACAACUCUGGAAUCGUCAUCGUUACAUACUACUUUGAAAAGCAUCGCGGGUUGGCUACAGCUCUAGCUGUUAGUGGAUCUGGAGCCGGAACGCUGGUGUUUCCGUGGAUUAUCGAAAAGGUGCUCGCCCACUACGACUUCUGGUGGGCCAUCCUCCUCUACGGUAUCACCUUCCUGUUCCUCGUGCUCCUCGGAAUUUGGAUGCGCGAUGUCGAGUGGCCGAACGAGACCACGGAGUACAAACGGAACAAAUUCCUGCGGAAACUCGACAAGAUGAAGGAGGACCGGGAGAGCGUUUGGAACGCUGAUCUCGCUGGGUUUAACACAUUGCUCCCGGUGCGAGAAGCGGUCCAAGAACGACCAAGACUCUCCAGAAGUAUGCCCGUUAUUCCGGUGUAUGCUGAUGAAUUUCUACAGAAAAUUGAACCAUCAAAUUCUAUCCAGUCAAUCCGCCAAGCCGUCCUCAACCUGCAGGACAACGUUACUAGAUCAAAAUCCUUUGGGUUAUUCCGGAACCCGGUCCCCAAACUGGACCUUCCACCGCUUCCGGAAGAUGAGGUUUUGACGGCAAAGCUUGAUCACCUUGAUCUACAGACUUCAACUUCUCCCUACAACACCAUCACCUCAAAGAGCAGAACUCGAAUGUACUCCAAUCACAGUAUGUCGAUGGAUGCGCUCGAUCAGAUGGAAAUUCAUAUGGGCGCAAUGACAGAACUUGGACCCUCAUCUGGCUCCAGCAGUGAUUCGGCUCUGUCGAAUGAUGGGGAUUCAUCGAGUUCAGAGUUGUCGGAUCACAUUUUGACGAAGCAGUCGAGUCAACCUCGUGAACUCUCCAUUGUCCAACCAUCAAAUGCUCCCGCAAAAAUUGUCAACGUCGAUAGCGGAAUCGUGAUGAAGUGGGAUCGACAGGGAGUUGGAAUGCCAGGCCAGUUGAACCAGACGGCGCGUGGUAUCCGCACAUCCAUGGUGGCACACUCUCGUGUCCCGGCUAGUAACGCAACUGGUUUAAGGUAUAUGGCACUCCGAGAUUCAUUCCGGGGUCUUCGCUCAAAAGUACCAUCGGCUCCUACGCUUUUUGUGAAAAAGAAGAAGAAGAAGACGCUGAAGGACGUGCUGCACUUGAAACAGAUGAAAACCACGAUCACCGACACGGCCAAGGAGUACUGGCGCCUCGCCACGGACUGGCGCUUCUCCGCCUACCUCUUUUCGAUCUUUCUGCUCUACAUGUUCUAUGAUAUCCCAUACGUCAACUUCCCCGAAUUUGUCGAUGAACAUCUUGGAGUUCCGCUCAGCCAGGCUUCAAGUCUUGUCGCCGGUAUCGGAGGGUUCAACCUGAUUUCAAUGUUUUUCUGCGGGUUUUUGAGUGAUCGAGGAUGGAUUAAGGAGCAUCUAUUCCUUGUUUACGGAGUCAUGAUUUCGUUGUGCGGUGUGUGCCUUCUGCUGUCAACGAUCGCUCAGGAUUACAGAUUUAUGCUGGCCAUUUCUUGGCUAUACGGCUUCUUCAUCGCUUCUAACUACGUACUCGGAUCCGUGUUGCUCUGUGAGCUGAUGUUUGUCUCAGAUUUCCAGAAUGGAUACGGAUUCUUGUCGAUGACCCAGGGUAUCGGGAAUCUCAUUGGACCGGCGUUAGUUGGUUGGGUUCGCGAUGCUACCAACAGCUACCAAGUGAUGUUCAUCGUCGGUGCGGUCGGGAUGAUAAUUUCUGGGAUCAUCUGCAUUGGAAUCCACGUCUCCUGGGAGGAUGAAGAUGAGGAGACGGAAAAUAGUCGUAAACCUUCGAAGAAACUCUCCACCUCCAAUGUCCACAACGCUGAGGAAGGCAAGCUCGAUGAAAAACCGAGAAAUGGAAUUCUUUUGAGCCCA
Molecule: messenger RNA, 2430 nt
Organism: Mesorhabditis spiculigera
Lineage: Eukaryota; Metazoa; Nematoda; Chromadorea; Rhabditida; Rhabditidae
Source: the annotation of a GenBank genome assembly